AUGAUCCGAUCCUUCAUGGAAGGCCUGGUUGUUCCUUUUAUCAAUGUGGUGGGUGAGAGCGGGGUACGUUAUGCAGCUGUGCAGUACAGUGAUGACCCCAGGACUGAGUUCAAAUUCUCGGACUUUCUCAAUGGAACGGAAGUGAUACGGGCAGUCCAAGAGAUAGCCUUCAAGGGCGGGAAUACUCGCACAGGAGCAGGACUGCGUUACGUAGCAGAUAACCUAUUUGGGGCCAAUGAGCUCCGGCCUAACAUUCCAAAGAUCUGUAUUCUCAUUACUGAUGGAAAGUCUCAGGAUGAGGUUGAGCAGACGGCCUUAAAACUGAAGAAUCAAGGCAUUAAAGUCUUUGCAGUGGGUAUCAAAAAUGCAGACCGGAAGGAGCUUGACCGAGUGGCUUCCACACCCACGGAAGACUAUUCCUUCUAUGUUAAUGAUUUCAAAAUCCUGGCAUCCCUCCUGCCACUGGUGUCACAGAAGGUGUGUGCCAGCACAGGAGGCAUCCUCCAGACAAUAGGUGCCUACAAUGGUCCUUCCAACCUGGUCUUCAUGGAACAAGGAAGAGACAUGCUAAGGAUCCGUUGGACAGCAGCUGGUGGUCCUGUAAUUGGAUAUAAAAUUCAGUAUGUACCUUUGACUGGCCUGGGGCAACAAAUCAUGUCAGAAAGGCAGGAGGUCAGUGUGGGAUCUGGUGAGACAAGCACUGUACUCCGUGGCUUGAAAAGUGGGACAGAUUACCUGGUCACUGUUAUAGCUCAGUAUGCCAACCGCAUUGGAGAAUCAGUUUCUGGCAAAGGACGGACACAGAUGCUGUCUGGCGUGACAAAUUUUCGGGUGUUAGAAACAGGACCAUUUUUCCUCAGACUAUCCUGGGCAGCUGAACUGAAUGAAGCCCUACAAGGCUACCGGCUCACUUAUGUAGCUAGAGAUGGCACUGAGAGGGUUCGACGUAUCCCAGGGUCCCAGACCACAGAGGACUUAGUUGAUUUGACAGAGAAUGUCUCCUACGUGGUUCGUGUGUCAGCUCUUAUUGGCAACCGUGAGGGUAAUUCCGUGCCUCUCAACAUCCAAAUCCGACCACCAUUAGUGGGCAGUGUAUCAAAUCUGCGCAUGGUGCCAGUGGGACUGGGUCGCAUUCGGCUGCUGUGGACACCUGUUCCCAGGGCUACAGCUUAUAAACUGGUGAUUGUCAACACUCAGGCGGCAAUCCCAAUUCAACCGGUUGGAAACCUGCGUGUGAUUGACUCCUCACAAACCCGUAUUCGACUAGAAUGGAGCCCAGCACGGGGGAGCACAGGCUAUCGGCUCAUCUGGCGCCCUGCAGGUGGGCCUGAGAGGAGUCAGCUGUUGCCAGCCCAUAUUAAUACCUAUGUCAUUGAAGAUCUGCAGCCAGGAGGGCGCUACGACAUCCGCAUCACAAGUCUGAGUGGCAACCGGGAGAGUGAAGCUGUGGCCAUUGUUGCCACCACUGGUGGAGAAGAGGCACAACGAACAUUGCCUGCAUCAGAAACAUCACACCGAGUGUCUGGGUUGCAUCUGGGGGAGCAAUACACCUUUAUGAUUCGCCCACUCUUUGGGAGCAUCUCCGGUGCUGAGGUUUCUAUUUCUGGCCAGACAGUCUGUCCAGAUGCCCAGCGUGAUGUCAUUUUUCUUGUACAUACAACUCGAGACAAAGCCUACAAUGCAGAGGCCGUGCAGAGCUUCCUCUCCAACAUUAUAUCCACUCUUCGUCCAGGUCCUGAAACUACCCGGGUGGGCAUUGCAAUGUACAGCUAUCGAGGCCUUCAUUUACUCCUGCUUAAUCGUUCCAAUGAUUUAGCAAGUCUCCUGCAGCACAUUCGCUCAUUGCGCUAUGAGGAGCGUAGUGGCAAUGCCAUAGGAGCAGGCAUUAAUUUUGUGAAGAACUACAUGCUGAGCCCAACUGCAGGGCGAAGGUCUGGCGUCCCAGGAACAUUAGUGAUAUUGGCUGACGAGUCAUCCAGUGAUGAUGCCACUGGGCCAGCCAGGGAAAUCAAAGCUGCCG
This is a messenger RNA of Thamnophis sirtalis, 2020 nucleotides long. The record is from RefSeq and is a predicted model, not a curated record. Lineage: Eukaryota; Metazoa; Chordata; Lepidosauria; Squamata; Natricidae.